AUGGAGGAGACACGAGAAUCUCCGGCGGAACACGGCUUUUACAUGCCGGCGGAAUGGGAAACUCAUGCCCAAACUUGGAUCGGUUGGCCUGAACGGCAAGAUAACUGGAGGCACAAUGCAUUACCCGCACAACGAGUGUUUGUAGAAGUUGCAAAGGCGAUUUCCAAGUUCGAGCCUGUGACAGUCUGUGCAAGCUCCGCUCAGUGGGAAAAUGCAAGGAAACAGCUUCCAGAGGAAAUCAGAGUUGUUGAGAUGAGCAUGAAUGAUUCUUGGUUCCGCGACUCUGGACCAACCUUUGUUGUGCGGAAAAGACCAUCAAAGCUCAGUUCUUUUAGCCGAAACAUCGCUGGAAUCGACUGGAAUUUCAAUGCCUGGGGAGGAGCUGAUGAUGGUUGUUACAUUGAUUGGAGUCAUGACCUUCUAGUUUCAAAAAAGAUUCUCGCUGUUGAACGGAUUCCAAGGUUUCAACAUUCGAUGAUUCUUGAAGGAGGCAGCAUCCAUGUCGACGGGGAAGGAACCUGCCUUGCCACAGAAGAGUGUCUCUUGAACAAAAACCGGAAUCCUCAUAUGAGCAAAGCACAAAUUGAAGAAGAACUCAAGAAGUAUCUCGGAGUAAAAACUAUUAUCUGGCUUCCUCGUGGUCUCUACGGUGAUGAUGACACAAACGGUCACAUUGAUAACAUGUGCUGUUUCGCUAAACCAGGAGUUGUGUUAUUGUCUUGGACAGACGAUGAAACCGAUCCUCAGUACGAAAGAGCCGUCGAAGCGCACUCCGUUUUCUCAAACUCCAUUGAUGCUCGUGGCAGGAAGAUCCAAGUCAUCAAGCUUCAUGUCCCUGGACCGCUUUAUAUGACAGAAGAAGAAGCUUCCGGAAUUAUUCAGGAAGGUGAAGCUAUACCAAGACUCGCAGGGACAAGACUCGCAGCAUCGUAUGUCAAUUUCUACAUCGCUAAUGGAGGAAUAAUCGUACCGCAAUUCGGUGACGCACAACGCGAUAAAGAAGCAAUUCGAGUCCUCUCAGAAACAUAUCCUCAUCACUCGGUUGUGGCAAUCGAGAAUGCUAGAGAGAUUGUUCUAGCUGGAGGAAACAUACAUUGCAUUACGCAGCAGCAACCGGCAGAGCCUAAAUCUGUCGCCGACAACGGCUACUGA
Molecule: messenger RNA, 1152 nt
Organism: Arabis nemorensis
Lineage: Eukaryota; Viridiplantae; Streptophyta; Magnoliopsida; Brassicales; Brassicaceae
Source: the annotation of a GenBank genome assembly